Messenger RNA from Cercospora beticola, 1160 nucleotides. RefSeq names its product DUF3632 domain-containing protein. Lineage: Eukaryota; Fungi; Ascomycota; Dothideomycetes; Mycosphaerellales; Mycosphaerellaceae. The record is from RefSeq and is a predicted model, not a curated record.
GACGACAAGUCGGACGUGGUGCUCGUGCUCGUGUACGCGGGCGUACAACUUGCUAGGCGGGAACUUUUAGACGUCAUUGAUAUCUUGUCCUGCAUGUGAAAGGUAGGAUGAGAGCGACAUUCCUUACCAGUUUGCGAAGAGUAACAACAACACAAUCGAACAUUGGAGCUCUGAAGACAUUUACAGUACAGCUUCAGCAACAACGUCACCUACCAAGCUCGACCAGACCAUUACACAACAUGCCUCAGAAAUCCGGCCUCGUAGCCAACGAAACAGUACGGCAAUCCACUCAAUACUCUGCCCUCGAAGGCCUCAUCACAAACGCCGCCGAAGCAAGCCCUCUGCAACGAUUCUGUGAGCCAGUCGAGCAAAAGCUACAAUCAAAUGAGGCACCAGACGAGAUAGAAGAAGAGUUGAACAUUGGCUGGAAAGCCAUCAUCACAAGAGCAGCAGCUACACCUCAUGGAGAAAGUGGUCGAUCCGCUCUGGCUGCAUUUCUGGUCAGCUUGUCGCAGAAACGAGCAGAUGGGCAACAGCCUGAUAGCUCGUAUGGCACAGUGCAAGAUAUGAAAGUGUGGCAGGACCUGCCGACAUUUGGAUGGUCUGUGAGAGAUGCCUGGAAUUUCCCCGCUGAGGACAAUGCUCCCCUAGAAGAGAAGCAGCGAUGGAUAAACGUCAAUGCCUUCGUCGCCACGCUCGUCGAUCAAUUACAAGAUAAGGCGAACAAUAAUCCCGACCUUUCGCUUUUCGCCAUUUGGACAAUCCGAGACGCUCUUGAGGAAGACAACGUAUCAGAUCCUGCUGUGGCAGCAGCCAGUGUUUGGUUCAUCUAUGCAGCUUCUGCAUUAUUGAACUUCAGCAAGAACCAGAAGUCGUUCGAAGGCAAAGUGGCGAAAGGUGGAUUUGCUCAUAAGGAUGCGGGCUGGACAGGUUAUUCGCCAGCGAGAUGGCAGGUAUGGCAGCAGAGGCUGGAUAACAUCAGAGGUGAGGUGAAGAGAGAGGAGACCAAGCAGUUGGUGCAGGCUGCCAUUGAUGCUAUCGGCAAGACCAGUUGAGGUGACUGGUGUGACUGUUACAGGUCGUGAAGGAGGAAGUAGCAAUGCCAAAUAUCUUGAAAAUGACCUGGUGUAUGCGGUGCAUGCAGCAAAAGUUGUCGAAGG